Messenger RNA from Gekko japonicus, 6489 nucleotides. It is a transcript of the gene FHOD3, whose product is annotated as formin homology 2 domain containing 3. Gene Ontology annotation, molecular function: actin filament binding. Gene Ontology annotation, cellular component: cytoplasm; cytoskeleton. NCBI's taxonomy places the organism in Eukaryota, Metazoa, Chordata, Lepidosauria, Squamata, Gekkonidae. The transcript is spliced from 17 exons. The record is from RefSeq and is a predicted model, not a curated record. The annotation marks the transcript as partial. Gene Ontology annotation, biological process: cortical actin cytoskeleton organization; cardiac myofibril assembly; actin filament network formation.
AGAGGAGGAGGAGUAUGAAGAGGAGGAAGAGGAACAACCAAUCACAGAACCCAAUACAGAGGAUGAGAGGGAGGAAGAGGCUGCUAGGCAGGCCCAAGCCAGUGGGCUCUCGGAAGUGCAGGAGACUGGAAAUGAGCCAGAAAGUUCAGAGCCGGUGGCCUCUCCAAAUGUCCUUUCUCAAGAAGAGAGGCCUUCUCCUGUGAGCUUUAGGGCAGAGAGUCCUUCCAGCAGUUCUUCAUCCUCUGUGUCUGAUCCAUUCGCUUCGCAUCAUUUUCCUCUUCGCUCAUCACCCUCCUCAUCUGUACCCAUCAGCUGCUCACAAAACUCAUCAUCCUCGUCGGCUGCUACAAAGUCCUCUCCAACGGUUGAAAAAUUACCUUACGUACCUCAUAGCCCCUUUCACCUCUUCUCCUAUGAUCUCGAAGAGCCCUCCACAGCUGGGAAAGAGAAGGAACCAGAAAAGAUAAGAGAACAGAGGCCAUCCUUGGGUGGGCUUCUUACAUCCUCAUACCGGCAGCAUCAAGAGUCCUUGGCGGCCGAGAGAGAGAGGCGACGUCGGGAGAGGGAGGAACGGUUACAAAGGAUAGAGCGUGAAGAGAGAAACAAAUUCAAUCGUAAUUAUCUAGAUAAACGAGAGGAACUCAGACAAGCAAGAGAAGAGAGAUACAAAUACUUGGAGAAAUUGGCCGCAGAGGAGUAUGAGAAAGAGCUGAGGAGCCGGAGCGUCUCUAGGGGCAGGAGCGACUUGCCUCUGGACUUGGGGGGAUCUUUGGUCUCCACCGCUUCCCUUCCCAAGUGUGUCAGCCCUGCAUCGACAGAUUCUCAGGAGGAACCAAACACCCCUGUGACAUUGUGCGGGACACUUCAGGCCCCGGAAGUGAGUGCCAGCGAGCCUGAAUGCGAACCGGAAGUGGAGCCAGAGAGAGAAACGAAACCAGAGCAGGAUGAUGAAGGAGCAGAAACGCCUCGCGAGGUAGAGGCUGCGGAGGCGGAGCCAGAGAGCGAAGCAGAGCACGGUCCAGAGCCAGAAGAAAGCACCGUCCUGAGCGAGAAGGAGCGGCAGAAUGAGGAAGUGAACGAGAAGGACAACUGCUCGGCCUCCAGCAUCUCCUCUGCCAGCAGCACUUUAGAGAGGGAGGACAAGCUAACCAGUGACAAUGAGACUGGUCCCUGGUUACAGACCAUUCAGGAUGUCGGUGUGAAUGACCAGGGCAGCAAUAUCCUCAACAACAAGCGGUUCAUGCUGGAUAUGUUGUAUGCCCAUAACAAGAAGUCCAAGGAUGAGGAGGAGGCUAAAGAGCUGGAGGAGAAGGCGGCGGAGGAAAAGGAGGUGGCGGAGGCGAGUGAAGACACCAUCACCAGCCUGGCCAGCAGGAUCUCGGUCCUGCAGGCCACCAAGCAGGCCAAAGAUCUCAGUGUCCAAAAAAUGGAGAUUGGGAGUUUGGACAACCACGGCAGCGUGAAGGCCUUUGCAGAACGGUUCAAUAAUGGUGAGCUGGCCAAAGGCUCGAACUUCCCUGAAAGUGAUUUCUGUGAGAAGGUCUCUGAAAAGACACCACCAACACAGGCUAAGAAGGAAUCUGACUAUAUUUGGGAUCAGCUGCUGGCCAAUCCGAGGGAACUUAAAAUCAAAGACAUGGAUUUUACGGACUUGAGGGACGACGACGACAUUGAUGUUUUGGACGUGGAAAUGGGUCCUGGUGACUCCCUGGCCCCCCCUCCCCCACCCCCGCCUUCCUUUUUCGGCUUGCCCCCUCCGCCCCCUCCCUUGCUUUAUGGAUGCCCACCUCCACCCCCGCCCUCUGGUAAUUUAUUGGUUCCCCCUCCCCUGUUUGGCACUCCUCAGGGUUUAGGAUCUCCCCCGCUCCAUAGGGGUCAGCCAGCUUUUAUUAAGAAGAAGAAGACGAUCCGCCUGUUUUGGAACGAGGUGAGGCCGUUUGAGUGUAAGAACAACAAGCGCUGCAAAGGAUUCCUGUGGUCAAAACUGGAACCUAUUAAGGUGGACACUUCCAAGCUGGAGCAUCUCUUUGAGUCUAAAUCCAAGGAACUUCCAGUCACAAAGAAAACUGCUGCUGAUGGGAAGAGGCAAGAAAUCAUUGUGCUGGAUUCCAAACGGAGCAAUGCCAUCAAUAUCGGACUGACAGUAUUACCCCCUCCGAGGACAAUUAAGACUGCCAUUUUGAACUUUGACGAAUAUGCCUUAAAUAAGGAAGGAAUAGAGAAAAUUCUCACCAUGAUCCCCACGGAAGAAGAGAAACAGAAGAUCCAGGAGGCUCAGCUGGCCAAUCCCGACAUCCCGCUGGGCAGUGCCGAACAGUUCCUCCUGACCCUUUCUUCCAUCACUGAACUUUCCGCCCGACUUCAGCUGUGGGCAUUCAAGAUGGAUUACGAGCUUGUGGAAAAGGAGGUGGCAGAACCACUUUUGGACUUGAAGGAAGGAAUGGACCAGCUGGGGAACAAUAAGACCUUGGGAUUUAUCCUGUCUACUCUGCUCGCUAUUGGGAAUUUCCUCAAUGGAACCAAUGCCAAAGCCUUUGAACUGAGCUACCUCGAGAAGGUUCCAGAAGUAAAGGACACAGUGCAUAAGCAGUCCCUUCUACAUCAUGUCUGCACAAUAGUGGUGGAGAAAUUCCCAGACAGUACAGACCUUUAUUCUGAGAUUGGGGCCAUCACAAGGUCAGCCAAGGUGGACUUUGAGCAACUUCAGGACAAUUUGUGUCAGAUGGAGAAGCGGUGCAAAGCAUCAUGGGAUCACCUGAAAGCAAUAGCGAAGCAUGAAAUGAAACUAGCUCUGAAGCAAAAAAUGUCUGAGUUCCUUAAGGACUGUGCAGAACGAAUAAUAAUCCUCAAGAUCGUCCACAAGAGAAUAAUUAACAGGUUCCACUCGUUCUUGUUAUUUAUGGGCUAUCCUCCUUACACAAUCCGGGAAGUGAACAUCAAUAAGUUCUGCAAAACCAUUAGUGAAUUCGCCCUCGAGUAUCGGACCACCAGAGAAAGAGUUCUGCAACAGAAGCAAAAACGAGCCAAUCACAGGGAGAGAAAUAAAACCAGAGGGAAGAUGAUCACAGAUACUGAUGAAGAAGAUGACAUGGAGUCUGGGAAGUUCUCCUGCAGUUCUCCGACGCCUCAGAGCCAACCACAGGGGCUGCAGUAUGCUGAAGAUGCAGCAGAGCAUGAGCACAUGAAAGCUGUCCUGCAGACAUCCUCUCCGAGUGGGGAAAACACCACCCUGUUAGGAGUGCGCACUCGAAGCAGAGCUAACCGGGGCCGUGUUGGCUCAUGGACUGCCGGCAAUGAUGACUCGCCUACUGCUACUGAUGAUGCAGCGGAUGAAAUCAUGGAUCGCAUUGUCAAGUCUGCUACGCAAGUGCCAAGCCAGCGAGCAGUGCCUAGGGAAAGGAAGCGAUCCAGAGCAAACAGGAAAUCACUAAGGAGGACGCUAAAGAGCGGACUGACCCCAGAGGAAGCCAAAGCGCUGGGUCUGAUGGGCACUUCGGAGAUGCAGGUGUGACGACAGCCUCCCCAGCAGAAAAGCCAUCCUCCAGCACCGCCCCCAAGGCUGCCGACAGCUGUUCGACGUAGCGUUCUCCUGCCAGGUCCAUCCACCGCUCCUAAUAUCCCAUCACCUCCUAGAUUAACAUUAUAACAUUGAAGCGGGCAAAAAAAAAAAAGUCCCACAACAUACAGGGUUAAAGCAAAAACUGUGUAGGUGACACAAUAAAAUUAAGGGCUAGGGAGGAGGGGUGAUUUUGGAAAUGGCAUCGUGCUUGUUCUGUCUGACUUCAUGGAUGUGGUUUCCGAGAAGGUUUUCCCAUGGGAAUGUCUUGUCAUGUGUGAGAGGCAUUUAUGUUCAUUUUCCUUGUGGCCAGUUGUAGUAAUUGUGGAGUACUCUGUCAGUUCAAAGGGCAGUCCUUUAGACAGGCAAACCAACUUUUGUGACAGUUACUGCGAUCCUUCAGACAACAGUGUGGUUGAGCAGAAAUGCACCCUUGUUUUUAUCUUUCCACCAAAGAAUGUAAAAAUGUGUGUCUACUUGUGUAUAUAUUAUUGGCGUGUCUAAGCGUGUGUACACACAGGCAUAUACAGAUAUGCUGAUGGAGUCCAGGUGCCUUCAACUUUCACUUAUUCUGUCCUGCAAGGAUGGAAGUCCUUUUUUUAAGGGGAUUCCUUGUUUUCCUUCUAGUGGAAUGCCACUAGGACGUCUCACAACUUCACAUGUACACAACACAUUCUGUGUAAUAGCACACUUGCACAGGGAUUGCACAGUUUACCUCCUAUCACUCAACUUGAAAGAUGAGUUUCUGGUUCCAUUAACUGCAGCACGCCAGCAGUUAGCUAGACAGGCAAAAGUGGCCGUAUAGGGGUUUUGUGCACCUGUCUUGACCCAUUCAGUGGCUUUCCCAAUCUGAUACAACAACAUUGGAUACCAUCAAGCCCCCUGAAUUAAUUAUUCCGGGAUUCUGUUAAAACUCCUUUCCAGUUACAUUUUCCUCAGCAUCACCAUCCAGGUAGGACGCAGCAGGGAACCAAACUGCCUUUGACACGAAGAUUGUCCCUUCUGUCCCCCACACAAUGGGGGCUCCAUGUCCACGAACUCUCACCCUCUAGUCAGAGGCUGCAGCUUAAAGAAUGCAACUGAGAGAACGUUCUUCCGUGACCCAGUCAAAUCACAACUUUGGCUUUCAUGCAAACGACGUCCAUCUUGAAACCUUUGAAGAACCGUGCUCAUUCAAUGCAGCAUCAUUCAUUUUGAUGAGUGCAGGAACAAAAGGGAACUUUCUACACUAAAACAUACCUCUGACUAAUGAUACUGAAGACAGCCAAUCAGUCGCUUGGCCCUGAGUUUGUAAAAACAAGUGACCCUUCUGUCCACAAGAAUACUGUAGAUUAAUCUGGGGAAGCCCUUAUGCAGCCCUUGUGUAGAAAGCCAGAUAGUGAAAUCUGCCCCUGUAAAGGAAACAAAGCAAAAAAAGUCCCAGCGGUCCAUCCCUGCUCUCCCUGGACAGCAGGGUUCUGUCCCACAUUUGACUGUGGCUGUUCACUUUAAUCCAUCUGUUUUGUCUCCUGUGUGGCUCCAUGCAAGCUGCUUUUGGCCUCUCGGAGACUGUGCUCUCCCUCAACUCUGGCAUGCUGUUUACUCAAAAAUUCUGAAUGAAACCUGGUCAGGAUGUACUUUUGACUAGAAGGAGGAAGAUCUUGGCUGGAACAGUGAAGAGAAUGGAAUUUAUUUCAUAAACCUUUUAUUUAUUUCUAGAAUAUGAGAUUAGUAUUUGGUGGUGGGAUUUUGAAACCCGAGCCAUCAGAAACAGUUUUUCUCUGUAUCUCUUUGGUGUGUAAUAGAGCAAGACAUUAUUGUGAGUUUCCAAAAUUAAGAAAACACCUCCAAAUCUUAUGGCUGCCCUUUGGUGGUGAAUAUGCCAGGCUACAGAAACCCCUUUUUAAACCAUGUUUGGUUAUCAGGCACUAACCCUGAUGUUCUUUCUUUAGAAAGCCAUUUCCCAUCCUGAACUAUUUCACCUUCUGACCUACCUGAAACAUCCGUCUUGCCCCGUCUACAGAACAGAGACCUUCCCCCAAAACACUUAUUGGGGGGGGGUGUUUUGGCAUGAAUAGGGGGACUGGACCAGUUCCCAUCGCUGAUGGAAAUAACGGGUCCCUAGUUUUGCAGAGAUGGGAGAAAGACCGCCUUUAUUCUCCUUAAGGAGAAAUUGUAGCAGUUAUGCUGAGACAAAUAUUUCAAAAUGUGGAGCUGUUUUCUAGAGAGGUAAUGGUUUUCUGGCACCCACAGGGUUGCCGACCUCCAGGCGGUGGCUGGAGAUCUCCCAGAAUUAUGUGCUCUCCAGACAACAGGGGUCAGUGUCCCUGGAGGGUACAUUUUAUGGAAUCAAAUAUCCCUGCUGAGAUCUGUCCCCUCCCCAAAUUCUACCUUCUCCAGGCUCCACCCCCAAAUCUCUAGGAAUUUCCCAAGCCAGAGCUGGCAACCCACACACACACACCCGCCUCUGUGCUUGUCCGAUACGGAGUUCACAACUGCCUCGCUCGAGCGUUCCAGAAGAAUAUUUUUGUACCUGACUACAAUAAAGUUGGCCAUUUGUCCUGGCCCUUCAAGAAGCAUUACUCAGGUCCACAUUGCCAAAUGAGGACUGUCUAAUAUGUUUCCAGAAUACUGUUAGAAAUGUAAUUGAGUCGUUCCCCAGGACGCAUUGUUUAGAAAGCACAGGGGGCUGGGCCCCAAAGGGCUCCUGACAAUGCAAGCCUUGUUGUGUUCAGUGGGGUUUACUCCCAGGUAAACGAGGAUAGGAUUGUGACCUUAGGUCCAAACAUAUGUGAGUAGGGUUGCCAGAUCUCCUCGAUGUGCUGGCAGAGGGUGGGAGGGGCUCCAGGAGUGGGGUGGGGCUCGGUGACGUGAUAAUGUCACACACAAGAUGCUCUGGUUUGAGGGCAAAACUAUAUCGUAAAACUACCCUCAAACCAUAAAGUUUUGCCCAA